GAGCCCCGGACCCGUGCGCCCCCAGCCCCCCCGCGCCAUGGGGGGCAGCCUGGGCUGCCACCGCUCCAUCCCCCGGGACCCCACCGACCUGAGCUGCGGGAAGCAGCGCAAGUUCAGCGCGGCGUGCAGCUUCGGGCCGGUGCUGGUGAACCAGGAGCGGCUGAACAUCAACUGCGCCACCGCGGAGGAGCUCAUGACCCUGCCGGGCGUCGGGCGCGCCGUGGCGCAGAACAUCGUGGAGUACCGCGACUGCAUCGGCGGCUUCCGCAAGGUGGAGGACCUGGCCCUGGUCAGCGGGGUCGGGGCCACCAAGCUGGAGGCCAUCAAGCUGGAGAUCUGCGUGUCCAGCAGGACCGGCUCGUCGCAGCACUCGCCGUCGUCGCUGCGCCGGGACGCGGAGCCGGCGUGGCCGUGCGCCGGGAUCAACGUCAACACCGCCACGCCCGCGCAGCUCAUGAGCGUGCGCGGCAUGACGGACCGGAUGGUGCAGAACGUGGUGGCCUACCGGGCCGAGCACGGGCCCUUCAGGAGCAUCGAGGACCUGGUCCGAGUCCAGCACAUCAACAGCUCGCUGCUGGACAGGAUCCGCUUCCAGGUGUACGUGGAGCGCGCCGCCGGCACGCCCUCCACCUACACGCACGGGGGACACCCCACGUCCCACCCGAGCCCCACGUCCCUCAGCGUGGGCAGCGAGGACCUGGAGCUCCCCCCCGGGGGCCCCAGCAUGAUGCUGGCCCUGCGCCCCAGGGUGGAGCCGCCGCCCGCGCUGCGUAACGGCAGGCGCGUCCUGCGCCUCGCCACCUGGAGCCUGCAGGGCUGCUCCUGCGAGAAGGCCAACAACCCGGGGGUCAAGGAGGUGCUGUGCAUGACCCUGCUGGAGAAUGACAUCAAGUUACUGGCGGUGCAGGACCUGUUGGAGCCGGAGGCGCUGGAGAAGUUCUGUGUGGAGUUAAACCAAGGAACACUUGCCAGUGUACGGAAGUGGAAAAGGCCGCGAGGACUGUGGAAAAGCAUUGUGUCUGAAAAACCCACCGGACACUCCAGCAAGGGCGACAGCUACUCUGGCUUUCUCUGGGACACCUCAUCAGGAAUUAGUCUGAAAGAUGCCAAAGUCCUGGAACCUCCUGCCGUUAACAGCAAUGGGAAUCAUUCUUACCCCCGAUUCCUCCUGGCUCACUUUUCAGUGGGCUCCAACGACCUGACGCUGGUCAACGUCCACAUGAGGGCCGGAGCCUCAGGAGCAGAGUCCUCUGGUAAAACGCACAGUUCAGACGACGCUAGGUGCCAGCGCUUCUCCCGCAGCAUCCAGGAAGCUCUCAAAGGUGAGAAGGAGUUGCUUGUGAUGGGAGACUUUGGCUCCCCUCCCCAGAGCUCGGAGCUUGACAUACUGAGAAAGGAGAAGUUCUCUGCCCUGUUACCAUCCAGCCAGUUCACCAACAUCAGCACCCGCUGCCCUCAGGGCACCCACUGUCUGGACAACAUCUGGGUCAGCCGCUCCCUCAAGAAGAUCUACUCAGGCCGGUGCGUGGUGGUGCGGGAGGGCCUGACUAAUCCCUGGAUCCCUGAUAACUGGUCCUGGGGGGGUGUAGCUUCAGAUCACUGCCCCGUGGUGGCAGAGUUUUACUCCGACCCCUUUCUUAAGGAGAUGAGCGGACCUGGCACGGCAGUGGUGGACAGAGGAGACAUUGUACCCAAACAUGAGCGGUGACAGCACUGCUCCGUUUCCACGGAGACAUCAGACUGCCAUCUCAUGGUUGGCCGUGGAGCAGCGUUCCCCAUGAAUGUGAAGUGCCAAAAUUGCCUCUUGGGUUUUAAUAUAUCUAAUGUAACUAAUAAGUCAUAAAGCCAUAAAAUGUUUAAAUAUAUAUAUAUAUAUAUAUAUAUAUAUAUAUAUAUAUAUAUACACAUAUAGUUUACUUUAAAAAUAAAUGUGCCAAACAUUUUCUAUAUGUAUAUAAAAUAAAGAGAAGUGAAUUGAA
Molecule: messenger RNA, 1979 nt
Organism: Cololabis saira (Pacific saury)
Lineage: Eukaryota; Metazoa; Chordata; Actinopteri; Beloniformes; Belonidae
Gene: eepd1
Product: endonuclease/exonuclease/phosphatase family domain containing 1
Exons: 7
Coding region: 38-1708 (556 amino acids)
Biological process (GO): DNA repair
Cellular component (GO): plasma membrane
Molecular function (GO): DNA binding
Source: RefSeq, a predicted model, not a curated record